CGUACGAUUUAACAUUAUAUAAACAUGCCAACGUGCAAAUCAAGUUCCAUGCUUGUUUUCGAAAAAAUUGAAGAUGUUUGAAGAAUUGUUACCCUCCCAGAUUAUUACAUGCACUGUAGUAAUUGGUUUAGCUUGCUUGGUCUAUAUAUUCUAUGGAAAUAGAAGGGCGAAGCAGACUGACAAACAACCCAAGCCUCGUACCGAGAAACGAGAGAGAAAAAUAGACGAACACAGGAAGAGAAAGAUAAAAAUAUUGUACGGAACUCAAACAGGAAAGUCAAAGCAUUUUGCGGAUAGUUUUAAGAAAGAUGCUGUUUACAAGGGAUACCUAUGUGAAGUGGUGAAUGUGGAGAACUAUGACCCAGAUGAACAAUUGGCAUAUGAACGUGAAAACAUAACUUGCCUUGUGAUAUUUGUAUCCACGUACACAGAAGGAACGCCACCUAAAGGAGCAGAGUGGUUUGUGAAGUGGUUAGAGGAAAGUGCCUCAGAUUUUAGAGUUCAGAAAAGUCUGUUGAAUAAUUUACAAUAUGCUGUUUUUGGCCUUGGAAAUUCUCUCUAUGGCAGUAACUUCAAUACUGUAGGAAAGCGAAUUGAUGACUGUUUGCACAAGCUUUCUGGGAGGAGAGUUUUGACAGUUGGUCUAGGAGAUGAAAAUGUAUCUCAAAGCUGUCACGGAAGUCUGGAAAAUGAUUAUAGUGCAUGGAAAAGAGAUUUUUGGAAGAAAUGGAAGGGAGACAAUUCUUCUUGUCAAGAAGACGAUAAGAAUUCCAAAUGUGGUACUGAUUGCAACUGCCAUGAAAAGGAUGAUAUUGGAUCAGAUGAUGAUGAGAGCGAUGGUGAAUUGAAAGAAGGGGCUACUGAAAGUGAUAUUGUUGAUGUUGAGGAUCUUGGCAGAGUCAUGGCGAAAGCUUCUGGAAAGACUGUAUCAAAAAGUGAACCGACAGAGAUGAUAACACCACUUAUAAAGACAUCUUUGGAAAAGCAAGGUUACAAACUGAUUGGAUCGCACUCAGGAGUCAAAUUAUGCAGGUGGACAAAGUCCAUGCUACGUGGUAGAGGGGGAUGCUACAAGCACACAUUUUAUGGCAUCGAAAGUCAUAGAUGCAUGGAAACAACACCUAGCUUAGCUUGUGCCAACAAGUGUGUGUUCUGUUGGAGACACCAUACCAAUCCUGUCGGCACAGAAUGGAGGUGGAAAAUGGAAGAUGCUGAAUUUGUACUGAAGGGAGCAUUGCAAAAUCAUGUUUCCCUUAUCAAACAAUUCAAAGGGGUACCUGGUGUUCAGCCUGAUCGGUUUGCGGAGGCCAUGACACCUCAGCAUUGUGCGUUGUCACUGGUUGGAGAACCCAUUAUGUAUCCAGAAAUAAACAAAUUCAUCAACCUUUUACAUGGCAAAGGAAUUUCAUCAUUUUUGGUUACCAAUGCUCAGUUCCCGGAAGCUAUAAGAGACUUAUCUCCGGUCACACAGCUGUAUGUUAGUGUAGAUGCCAGUACAAAAGAUAGUUUGAAAAAAAUUGAUCGCCCGCUGUUUCGAGAUUUCUGGGAUCGGUUCUUGGACAGUCUAGAUGCUUUGUCAGCAAAAUGUCAGAGAACUGUGUACAGAUUAACUUUAGUCAAGGCCUGGAAUACUGAUGAGUUGGAUAACUAUGCACAAUUGGUGUACAGGGGUAAACCUGAUUUUAUUGAGGUAAAAGGUGUUACAUAUUGUGGCGAGUCAAAGGCAUCAAAUCUUACGAUGAAAAAUGUGCCGUGGCACACUGAGGUGGUCAACUUUGUUCAAGAGCUGUUGAAUAGACUGGAUGGUGAUUACGAGAUAGCCUCAGAACACGAACAUUCAAACUGUGUUCUGGUUGCCAAUACAAAAUUUCUUGUUGAUGGAAAAUGGUGGACGUGGAUUGACUAUCCGAAGUUUCACUCGCUAAUCAAGCUGUACCAAGAGAGUGAUGGAAAAGAGAAGUUUUCGGCCACAGAUUACAUGGCACCAACUCCAGCAUGGGCUGUGUUUGGGGCCGAGGAGAGGGGCUUUGAUCCCAAAGAAGUCAGACAUUUUAGGAAAAAACAGAAAGAAUAAGAUGUUAAAUGUUUAGGUCACCUAAGCAGAAUUUUCUGAUCUCCAGUCGUCUGUCGUUACUUUUCAAUACUUACUGUGAAAUCAUAGUACUUUUGUGUAUGUAGUAUUGCAUUAUGUUGCUAUGACAGACCCGAUCAAAGAAGAUCUGUAACAUGAUCAAAAUAUUUUAAGAAAGUGUCUUGAGUCUUUUUUUUUUUAGAUACUUCAAAAAAGAGACCUUGAUAUAUAUAUGUAUAUAUAAGCAAGCACAGGAAAGGCCACACCACUGUUGGUUAUUUAAACCUUUAAACCUCAAAUUUUCUAAGCAACCCACAUCUUUAUCAGGCUUAAUGUAUCUUUUUAGAUCCGACACUUUAACAACUUAAAGAAGGUGGGUUGUUGUUAGAUUUUGGCUAGAUUUUUCAUUAUACAUGAAUUAUAAAUAUAGGGGCUGGGCUUCCCUAUAAGCAGAUACCUUGUGUUAGAUCAUGACUGGUUGCCUCUGGUGGAGUAAAACUAAGGAUCUAAAAAAAAAUUCACAUGACUAAGAAGGUAAAGAAUCUUUUUUAAUGGCUGGACCAGACUGAUUAAUCGGGUGAGCAAUGUGACCCACUGGGUCACGUUUCAAAUAUUCUCUGGAGUGUUGCAAUUUAAAUGUAGAUGUAUCAUUCUAUUGUCUAUGCUUAUUUCAAAAUUUUAAGGAAUUGUUUUUGUCUUUACAUGCAAUCAAUUAACAGUGAAAAAAAAUCAUUUUGUUCAGAGGAUGUUUGUACUUGCACACUUUUAUUUGAUCUUAUAGAGGCUACUAUAUUCACACUCUUCAGUUUUUCAGAACUUGGAUGUAUCAUUCCUUUAAAUAAGGUCGCUGCAAUGUUAUAGUAUCCUACUUGUCAGCUUUUGACACCAGGACAUUCUUCUGUAACUGCUGUACAGAACUGUCAACUGUUGUGUGUAUUACCUGAGCAGUGAUGAUAGAAUUUCAAUUGUCUUGUUUUACUGUAACAGUUUUCUAAUUUGAGCUUGUAAAGACGAUAGCUUGUUGUUUUGACAACUUUGAUUUUUCUUUAACACAUUUGCUUGUAUUGUUAUGAUCUUAAAAUUUUAACAUUUAUAGAACAGGUAUAAUUUUGAACUUUCGGACAGAAAUAAAAUUUCGAACAUCGUAA
This is a messenger RNA of Ostrea edulis (European flat oyster), 3219 nucleotides long. RefSeq names its product S-adenosyl-L-methionine-dependent tRNA 4-demethylwyosine synthase TYW1-like. The transcript has a single exon. Gene Ontology annotation, biological process: wybutosine biosynthetic process. Gene Ontology annotation, molecular function: 4 iron, 4 sulfur cluster binding; FMN binding; catalytic activity. The record is from RefSeq and is a predicted model, not a curated record. Bases 74 to 2074 code for a protein of 666 amino acids. NCBI's taxonomy places the organism in Eukaryota, Metazoa, Mollusca, Bivalvia, Ostreida, Ostreidae.